Sabethes cyaneus is the source of this 2288-nucleotide messenger RNA. Its product is annotated as acyl-CoA Delta-9 desaturase-like. Lineage: Eukaryota; Metazoa; Arthropoda; Insecta; Diptera; Culicidae. Gene Ontology annotation, biological process: unsaturated fatty acid biosynthetic process. Gene Ontology annotation, cellular component: endoplasmic reticulum membrane. Gene Ontology annotation, molecular function: iron ion binding; stearoyl-CoA 9-desaturase activity. The record is from RefSeq and is a predicted model, not a curated record. The coding region runs from base 308 to 1855 and encodes 515 amino acids. The transcript has 7 exons.
UCGGAGAAUCGGAAUAUUGGCAGCGGUCAUCUGCUAACCGGGGGUCCUUUUCGGUGCUUAGUGCUCUUAUUGUGUUGGGAAGAUCUAACACUUAAUCCGUUUGUGACGAAAAAUAGGAAAAAAAUCUCUCUUUGUGAAUUAGGUAUUGAAACAAGAAAACUGGUGAAUACUAAACUCAACUGUAGAGAUCAACAACUAUGCAAACGAGUGUUAUUUAAGUGGAUAUUGAACAAAUAAUCAAUCAAACAUAAGUCUUCGACAAACAAGCGGAUAUUACUUUUCAGAAGCAGAUCAUACUCAAGAAACGAUGGGAGCCGAUUCCCAGAAAAAAACGAUACCCUGCUCCAAAACCACGGAACUGAUCGACGCGGCCAUGUCAGCGACAAAACGAAGCCCAUCACCACCGACCUGCAACACGUUUCCCACGCUGAGCCAGCUCCACGACGAGCUCGCGAGCUCGGAUUCUACCCUGGAUGCCAAACAGUUCCAGAAAGCCCUCUCCAAUUGUAGCGACCUGGCGCACGAUGCGGAAGUGGACAAGAAGCUCAAAGAAAUCGGCUCACAAACGCCAAUCCUGCCAUCCGAGAUCGGGACGGAUUUCAACUUUAAACGGGAUAUCGUGUGGAAGAAUGUGAUAGGAUUUGCUGCACUGCACAUAUGCGGCUGGAUCGGGCUGCAUUUGGCCUUCUGGCAAUACUGUGAUUGGCGAACCACUCUCUACACUGCUUGGUUGAUGUACAUGUCUGGCCAAGGAGUCACAAUGGGAGCCCACAGGUUAUGGGCCCACAAAGCAUUCAAAGCGAAGCUCUGGCUAAGAAUUCUGCUUCUGUGGCUGCACACGCUGGCCGGCCAAAACUGCCUGUACGUGUGGGUUCGCGAUCAUCGACAGCAUCACAAAUUCUCCGAUACCGACGCGGAUCCCCACAACGCCAACCGUGGAUUCUUUUUCUCCCACGUAGGUUGGCUGCUAUCCCGCAAACACCCCAAGGUUAUCGAGUAUGGCAAAAAAAUUGACAUGUCUGACUUGGAAGCGGAUCCAUGGAUCGUCUUUCAAAAGGACCACUACAAGGUACUGUAUACCAUCUUUGCCCUGUUUGGACCGACUGCCAUUCCAGUGGUAUGCUGGGGUGAAAAUCCUUGGUAUGCUCUAUUCGUGGCGUUCUUUUUACGCACCGUACUCAGUCUGAAUGCCACCUGGUCUGUAAACAGUGCUGCCCACAUGUUCGGGAUACGUUCUUAUGAUAGGACAAUCUGGCCAGUGGAGAGCAUGUUUGUGUCAUUUAUGACGGUUGGUGAAGGCUGGCAUAACUACCAUCAUGCCUUUCCCUGGGAUUACCGUGCAUCCGAGUAUGGAACGCCACUAAACUUAACUGGAACACUGAUCGAUUUGCUGGCAAAGUAUGGUCAGAUCUGGGAUCGAAAGACUGCCACACCAAACAUGGUCAAGAACCGCGUUUUACGUACGGGAGACAAAUCUCAUCACACUUACGGCACGGAUGAGGGUCGCCAAGCAUUCACAACCCUGUUCGGUAUCUGGCGACAUCCAUCCAAUCCAACGUACAACUCGAUACAUACACCGAAACCAAAGAUCAUCCAGAGCGAUGGUUACGCCUUGGGCGAGGAAGAGCUGAAAAAAUCGGAAAUGGACGACGAGGUGCUACAGCGGGAAGCAGAGGAAAUGCUGCGUCGCCAGCAGGAGGAGGAAAGCCAGAAGACUGAAGCUAACAAAAUCUACAGCAGAUUGUCCCAGUAUAUUAAGGAAGGACCACGCACUCUAGAGAACGGAGGCAAAAGUCAGCUCAAUAUCGAUGGCAACGAGAAUGUGAUAAAGCGGAAAACUGUAACGUCGAAAUAGCCUAGAGAAAGAGAGAGUGAUAGCAAGUCAAUCAUUCAUAAUUCAUUAAUUUAGAAUCAUCCUCUCAUCAACAUUAGAGUGGAACAUCAAAGAAUAGCUAUUGUGCGACAGUUCCUCCCAAGUAGGAUUAUCUAUUUAUCGGGAUUAGAAGUUUUUGGUACCUCAGAUUUUCUAGUUUAGUUAACAUUCAAAUUUGCAAUCACGAUUGAAGAGUGUUCUUACAACACUAUAAGUAAAAUCUUUCUUUAUUUCUUCCAGUGAACUAAAAUAGUUAAGCAGUUUCGUUAUUGCUUGAAAAGGUAUUUGAUAAUUAAAAGACAAAUUAUGGGAUCGAAACUGCAUUUUCAAAUUCUCGUUAUUCAUACUAGAAUAUUCCAUCGAUAGUGAUAAUAAUUAGCUAAGGUAAACUCUCAAAAAUUGGAGCGUUCCCGAA